CGCGAGGAGAUCCGCGUUUGUCCGUAGCUGCGUUCCGUAGUUACCGGUUAUUGGAGGUCAGCCGUUUCUGGCGUGAGCUUGAAAUGUGAACCGAGAAAUGUCAUGAAGUGAAUCUGAAGAAAGCAAGCAGUGCCUUCACAGAUGCGCAAUCGCUUUGUCUCCCUGGCAUGAACCAGCUGUGUGUGUUAAACUGGAGUGAGCAGAGGCUUUAUUCAGACUGACACCGGCAGAAGCUGAUCCGUCCGUUUUGCCCUACAGAGGCCUGCGCUGUUACAGAUAUAGCUGCAGGAUCAAUGAUCCACGACAAAGAACUUGUUCGUUUUUUAUUUUGAUCACAUCAAAGUUGCAACGAUGAGAAAGGACGUGAGGAUAUUGCUCGUCGGUGAACCCAAAGUGGGGAAGACCUCCCUGAUCAUGUCACUCGUCAGUGAGGAAUUCCCUGAUGAGGUUCCUCUCAGAGCUGAAGAGAUCACUAUUCCUGCAGAUGUCACACCUGAGAGAGUGCCCACUCAUAUAGUGGACUAUUCAGAAGCAGAACAGUCAGAUGAGCAGCUUUACCAAGAAAUAUCAAAGGCCAAUGUUAUAUGCAUCGUAUAUUCAGUAAACAACAAGAAAUCAAUCGAAAAGGUGACGAGUCAUUGGAUUCCCCUCAUCAAUGAAAGAACAGAUAAGGACAGCAGAGUACCAUUGAUCCUGGUGGGGAAUAAAUCUGACCUGGUGGAGCACAGCAGCAUGGAAACCAUCCUGCCCAUCAUGAACCAGUACUCUGAGAUUGAGACCUGUGUGGAGUGUUCAGCCAAAAACCUGAAAAAUAUCUCGGAGUUGUUCUACUACGCCCAGAAGGCUGUUCUGCACCCGACAGGACCGCUGUACUCUCCAGAAGAGAAAGAGAUGAAGCCUUCUUGCAUCAAAUCACUUACUCGCAUUUUCAAAAUAUCUGACCUGGACAAUGAUGGCAUUCUAAACGAUAAUGAGCUUAAUUUCUUCCAGAGAACUUGUUUUAACAUACCUCUGGCACCUCAAGCCCUGGAGGACGUGAAGAAUGUUGUGAGGAAAAAUAUGUCAGAUGGGGUUAAAGACAAUGGCCUCACACUGAAGGGUUUCCUGUUCCUUCAUACACUUUUUAUUCAGAGAGGAAGGCAUGAGACCACAUGGACUGUGCUCAGGAGGUUUGGUUAUGAUGAUGACCUGGAGCUGACCCAGGAAUACCUGUUUCCACUGUUAAAAAUACCUCCAGACUGCACCACAGAGCUGAACCACAACGCCUACCUCUUCCUCCAGAGCGUCUUUGACAAGCAUGACAAAGAUCGAGACUGUGCCCUAUCUCCAGAUGAGCUGAAGGAUUUGUUCAAGGUCUUUCCCUACAUGCCCUGGGGUCCCGAUGUCAACAACACAGUCUGCACCAAUGAGCAAGGCUGGAUCACUUACCAAGGCUACCUUUCCCAGUGGACGCUAACAACAUACCUAGAUGUGCAGCGAUGUUUAGAGUACUUGGGUUAUCUUGGUUACUCUAUUAUCCAAGAACAGGAGUCACAAGCAGCUGCUAUCACAAUCACAAGGAAUAAGCGCAUCGACCUGCAGAAGAAACAGACCCAGCGCAGUGUUUUCCGCUGCAAUGUCCUAGGAGCUCGAGGCUGCGGAAAAAGUGGCUUUCUGCAGGCUUUCCUGGGCAGGAACCUUACGCGUCAGAAGAGGAUAAGAGAGGACCACAAGUCUUACUAUGCCAUCAGCACCACUUAUGUUUAUGGACAAGAGAAAUAUCUGCUUCUGCACGAGGUGCUGCCGGACUUUGAGUUCCUUUCCGAGGCUGAUCUGGCUUGUGACGUUGUUUGCUUGGUGUAUGACAUCAGCAACCCACGUUCUUUUGAAUAUUGCGCUAAAGUCUACAAGAAACACUUCUUGGACUGCAAGACACCAUGUGUGAUUAUUGCUGCCAAGUCAGACCUGCAUGAAGCCCGUCAGUACUAUAGCCUGUCCCCGCUGGAUUUCUGUCGGAAACACAAGCUUCACCCGCCGCAGAUGUUCACCUGCAACACAGCCGAAGCACCCAGCAAAGACAUCUAUACCAAACUCACCACUAUGGCCAUGUAUCCCCACGCCAAGUUACGCUGCAUGUGCAGCUGCAACAGGUGUACCUAUUGCAUCUGUCACAACCUCCUGAACUCUGAGCUGGUGCGCUCGGUAAAGGCCAAAUUCUACAGUGCUGUUCUGAACAGGUGUUCCUUUUCAUUUGUUUGGCUUGCCCUUUUCGUCUUUGCUUUGCAUCUCUUUACAUCAUGUUAGCAGUCUGCACAUCUGUCCCUAUCCUCUCUAACCAUCAUCUGUUUCUCAGCAUUAGUUAAGAAAGCUUCUUCAGGACUAACUAGUCAUAUGCAGUGAUGUGACAUCUAAAUGUCCCAUUUUGUGUUGGAUUGCGUCUGUAUUUGGAUUACUAACAUGUCUAACUUGUUGCUGCUAAUAUAGUGUUUCAUCUAAAACACAAGCUUCCCUUGCCAUUAUUGUUUGGUGCUUUGAUGGAUAGUAUUUCAUGUAUUGUUCUCAACUGUCAUUUAGCCAGUCAUUUAAUAGUCAGUCUGCUGUUUAAGAAGUGUUUCGUCAGGUUGUUAAAAAAAUAUUAUAGCUAAAAAAAAAUGUUUUUAAUUAAAUAUCAUCAUAUAUACAUUUACAUCAUAUAUACUUUACAGUAUAUCAAGCAAAUUUGUUAGAAAGUUUUUAAAAAUAAAUUUUGUGUAUAUGUUAGGGAUGUUCAUUUUAACCGUUUAACCGUUAACCGACCGAUAAGAAUUUUGACCGAUUAAUACAAUCAGUUAAACGGUUUAAAGUCACUUAUUUAUUUAUUUAUUUUCAGUAAUUUAUCAAGAUAUUUUAAAAGGUUUAAUGCAUGGUUAAAAUAAGCUAUGCGUAUUAAAAAAAAAAAAAAAAACGUUUUUUAGAGAGAGAGAAAAAAAAAAACAUAAGUCGCAUUUUAUUAUUUCAUUCAUAAAUAGGCCGACGCGAAUUACAAAUAUUGUAAUAAACACUGUAAACAUAGCUAUGCUAUUUUAGUUCCCCUCACUCCACAACAAAUCCUUUCAAUUAUAGGCUAUUUAGAAAAGAACAAGAAUUAAAAAUGUAAGUAGCUAUAGCGACAAACCGAAACGAAACUAACUAACUGUUCGACACAAAAUCAAAUGUUUCCGUAUUCGCGAUGUAUUUGAAUGCCAAAAUAUUAUUUACCUUUUAUGUACAGGCCUACUUCACUCGCGUUCCAAUAUCCACGUAAAACAAAAUGUUUUGCAUAACUUCACGGCGGUACGGUGAUAACGCUUAACGGCACAGAUUUUACUACAUAUUUAAACUGAGCGGUGUUUUUUUUUUUUUUCUUCCAUAUGUUUGACUGAUUGUUUUUUAUAAUGAUAAUGAACAGGCUGCAUUGUCAAGGUAGAAUGCUAAACUGUGUGCGGCGCUGGAGAAAUCACUUGAUUUUUUUUUUUCUUCUAACAGUGGAAGCAAUCCUUUUAGUCAUGAAGAUAAUCGGAAUUGUAAAAGAUUAGGGUCGUUUGCUGCUUUUUGCUCAUGUAAAAUUAAUCCCCGAAAAACAAAUGUUAGUAUUUUUAACGGGUCACAGACACUUAUUCUUUCUAAUUUAAUUUUAGUUCUAAUUUAAAAUAAUCUUGUCGGUUAACGGUUAAUAAUCGGUUAACAAGCGUCGGUUAGGAAAAAAAAAAAAAAAAUAUAUAUAUAUAUAUUAGUUUUAAAAAAUGAAUUUUAUAUAACACAUUUGCUUGAUAUACUGUAAAGCCACUAAAUAACCAGUCAUUAAGUAUGAAGAAAAAAGAUUUUUUUUUUCAGUGACAAAGCUGCCAUUUCAUAUUAAUAAGCGGGUGUGUAAGAGUGUGUGUUUACAGCAUGUGGUGAGCAGUGGGGUACAUUGGGGUGGUCCUGUCGGGUGUGCGGUUGUUGAACUGCCAUGCUGUGUGCAUGUGUGCAUAAGGUUGAGACCUUUUAUACAAGAUGUGGGCACGUUUCUGUUGGCUGACGAGGAGUCCAGCCUCACCCAUCAGGUUCAUGCAGUCAGCUUUGUAGAGGACUCGGUCUACAUGGAGUCGUCUGUCGACCCGUUUGUGCCCGUUGG
Onychostoma macrolepis is the source of this 4114-nucleotide messenger RNA. RefSeq names its product ras homolog family member T1a (gene rhot1a). The record is from RefSeq and is a predicted model, not a curated record. Bases 352 to 2283 code for a protein of 643 amino acids. Gene Ontology annotation, molecular function: GTPase activity; GTP binding; calcium ion binding. NCBI's taxonomy places the organism in Eukaryota, Metazoa, Chordata, Actinopteri, Cypriniformes, Cyprinidae. Gene Ontology annotation, cellular component: mitochondrial outer membrane. The transcript is spliced from 20 exons. Gene Ontology annotation, biological process: small GTPase-mediated signal transduction; mitochondrion organization.